UUUGUUGUGUCUUUGGUUGCACUAGUCAAGCUUGCAGAAAUGACACUGUUAGAUUUUUUCAUUUUCCUGAAGAAGGCAAAAAUCUCGUUAAAUUCAUAAAUAAGUUUAAUACAGAGGAAGCAAUUGAUCGUCGAACAGCGUGGAUUAAAGUAUUAAAAAUGGGAAAAAAGGUUUCUGCUUCUAUGAGAGUGUGCUCUCUUCAUUUUACAAAAGAAGACUUCAUACCAUCACAAGGUAAAAAUCAUAUACGUCAUUUAAAGAAAACAAGCAUUCCAUCGCUUAAUUUACCAAUUGGAUCAACGAGAAAAAUUAGUCCGCAAAGAAAAAUUCAAGCAAAAUGCAGAGAAGAAAGAUGGCAUAAAAGAUCUUGUGUAAAACAAUUAUCAGUAGAAAAUAUUUAUGAUGUACCUGAAAAAGAAAUUGUAAUGCAAACUACUGUUUCUGAUAAAACAACUGAUCAAAAUGUAAUUGAAAAAGCAUUGCCUGCAAUUAGAAUAAUUGAUGAACAUGGAUGUCUUGCAGAAGUUGUGGAAGAAAAUGUCAAAACUUCCUUAACAAAUAAGGAUAUAGGAAUACAAGUUCAAAGUGAUAAUAUUUUUGUAAAAUUUUCAAGUAUUAUUAUUUCUGAUACUGAAUUAAGUACAUUAACUGGCAUUUAUAGUUUUAGUUUGCUCAAUACAAUUGAAACUCUUGUAAAAACUACAUACAAGGAAACACCUACUGCAAAUACAAAAACGGAUAUACGAGAAACAAUAAUAAUGACUUUUAUGAAAUUGAAACAAAAUAUGUCUUAUGCUUUGCUAUCAAUUUUAUUUAAAUGCAAACCAAACACUUGCAAAGAAAAAAUAUUUCAAAUGCUUGACAUUUUAUAUAUUUGUUUAAAGCCAGCUAUUUUGUGGCCAAACAAAGACAAUAUUUUAAAGAAUAUUCCGCUAUGUUUUAUGAGGUUCGAAGAUGUUCGAGUCGUAGUUGAUUGUACUGAAAUUAAAAUUCAAAAGCCAAAGAAUUUAUGUUGUCAGAUUGCAACUUUUUCGCGUUACAAAAGUAACUACACAAUUAAAUUUAUGACUGGUGUAACACCAGCUGUUUUAAUUUCAUUUGUGAGCAAAUGUUAUGGAGGACGUGCUUCUGACAAGGUAAUAUUCGAGCAAAGUAAAAUCAUACAGAAAUUAAAUAAAACAGACGCAAUCAUGACAGAUAAAGGAUUUCCAAUUGACGAUAUUUGUAAAUUAAAUUAUAUAAAACUUAUUAGACCUUCUUUUCUAAAAGAUAAAAAACAAUUUUCAAAAACAGAUGCAAUAUUAACCCGUAAUAUUGCCACAGCACGAGUGCAUAUUGAAAGAAGCAAUCAAAGGUUAAAAACUUUCCAAGUCUUAGGAUCUACAAUGCCUGCGUGUCUUAUAAGUAAAGCUGAUGAAAUUUUUAAUAUUAUUUGUGCUGUUGUAAAUUUGAGUGCUCCAAUAAUUAAAGAUGAUAAAUUUUGUUCACAACACAAAGCAAAAUAAAAAUAUAGUAUCUUAA
Molecule: messenger RNA, 1521 nt
Organism: Solenopsis invicta (red fire ant)
Lineage: Eukaryota; Metazoa; Arthropoda; Insecta; Hymenoptera; Formicidae
Exons: 2
Coding region: 159-1505 (448 amino acids)
Source: RefSeq, a predicted model, not a curated record